UAGGACACAGCCUCGUCUCCGAGAUUUAUGUUUGUGUUUUUUCUCUGAGCAUAGCUUUUCUGAAUUGAGCUAAGUUGCUGUGUUCCUUUUGGGUAAAGGGUUCGCAUUACUGUUUAGUUUGCCCACAAGCUGAUCAAUCUAGGGUUCAACGGAUUUGUUAUUUUGUUUUGGGGGUUUUGAUCUGCUUCAUGUGAUCUACACCCCUUUUGUGUCAGUUACAUUUUUAAACUUCUGGGUUUCCUUUGUUUUUUGGUUUUGAGUGGUAAAGUUGUGAUUUUUAGGUUUUGUUUGGGAAUUUGUCAUCUGGGUCUGGUUUUCUUGUGGGUGAUUUUGCUGGUUGUGGUGGUGGGAGGUUGGACAUUGUGGGGGGUGGGGGUGUUUUGAAUUUGGGGUGGGUUGGUUUUGAUGAUUUCUGGGUUUGAUUCUUUAGGACUUGCUCGAGAUGGGGUUGGGUGCUGAGAAUGGUAAGGUGGUGGAGUCUUUGGAUGUGAGUAAAUCAAAGUGGAGGAAGAAGAAGAAGAAAGAGGAUAGGGUAGUGGAAGAGGAAGAGACUGGGUGUUGGCUUAGGCUGAGGUUCAUUGGCAGCUGCAUUUCUUCGAGAUCCAAGGUUGAUAGCUCAGUUAGCGGCACCAGCACUAAUUAUGCUGAAAGUAAAUCAACUAAUGAUACAAGUAGAGACCAACCAACAGUUCCAAUAGUCUCUUCGACUACCACAAGUAAUACUGAAAGCAAUUCAUCCACUUCCAAACUUGAAGAGGAGCUUAAAGUUGCUUCCAGGCUGCGAAAAUUCUCUUUCAAUGAUCUUAAGUUGGCAACAAGAAAUUUUCGGCCAGAGAGUCUUCUUGGUGAAGGUGGUUUUGGUUGUGUGUUCAAGGGAUGGAUUGAAGAAAAUGGAACAGCACCAGUGAAGCCUGGCACAGGGCUUACUGUUGCUGUUAAAACCCUCAACCACGAUGGGCUCCAGGGUCAUAAAGAAUGGCUGGCUGAAGUAAAUUUCCUUGGUGAUCUAGUUCAUCCAAACCUUGUUAAACUUAUAGGUUACUGCAUUGAAGAUGAUCAAAGGUUGCUAGUAUAUGAAUUCAUGCCUCGGGGUAGCCUGGAAAACCACUUGUUUAGGAGAUCCCUGCCUCUUCCGUGGUCCAUUAGGAUGAAAAUUGCACUAGGAGCCGCAAAGGGUCUUGCUUUUCUUCAUGAGGAAGCUGAACGACCUGUAAUAUAUAGGGAUUUCAAAACUUCCAAUAUACUAUUGGAUGCAGACUACAAUGCCAAGCUCUCAGACUUUGGACUUGCAAAAGAUGGUCCAGAGGGUGAUAAAACCCAUGUGUCUACUCGAGUGAUGGGAACUUAUGGUUAUGCAGCGCCAGAAUAUGUCAUGACGGGACAUCUUACAUCAAGAAGUGAUGUGUAUAGUUUUGGAGUGGUACUACUUGAGAUGUUGACCGGCAGAAGAUCUAUGGACAAAAACCGACCCAAUGGUGAACACAACCUUGUGGAAUGGGCUAGACCACAUCUAGGGGAGAGAAGAAGGUUCUACAGAUUGAUAGACCCUCGCUUGGAAGGUCACUUUUCUGUAAAAGGAGCUCAGAAAGCUGCUCAUCUGGCUGCUCACUGCCUUAGCAGAGAUCCAAAAGCAAGACCCCUCAUGAGUGAAGUUGUAGAAGCUUUAAAGCCUCUCCCAAACCUGAAGGACAUGGCUAGUUCAUCAUAUUAUUUCCAAACAAUGCAAGGUGAACGUUUUAGUGCAAGCCCAAAUACUAGAAAUGGGAGAACACAAGGAGCAUUGCUCACCAGGAAUGGACAGCAGCAAAGGAGCCUUUCAAUUUCACAUGGUACUCAUGCAUCUCCAUUUCACCAUCAGUAUCCCCAACAAUCACCAAAACCCAAUGGCAAGGCAUAGAGUUGAUGAAUUUUCAUUUUUCUUUUGGUCUCUCCCUUCUUUUUCAUCAUUUCUUAUUUCCUAAGUAUAGAUGUAACUUGUGUCAAGCCAUUUGUUCAUGGGACAACUUGAGAGCAAAAGAAGCAUGCUGCUUUUGUGAUGUAUGUUAUGAGUGUUGAUUCCACCCCAUAGAGCAGGGAAGAAUGUAAGAGCAAGUGAAGCUUAUUCAGCAACUAUGUCUUAUGUCAAAUUGUCAACCAAUAUGUUUCUUCAGAUUGUUUGGAAAUAUUCAAGAUUAUUAA
Messenger RNA from Gastrolobium bilobum, 2178 nucleotides. Its product is annotated as serine/threonine-protein kinase PBL34-like. Gene Ontology annotation, molecular function: ATP binding; protein kinase activity. The transcript has 6 exons. Lineage: Eukaryota; Viridiplantae; Streptophyta; Magnoliopsida; Fabales; Fabaceae. Gene Ontology annotation, biological process: protein phosphorylation. The coding region runs from base 443 to 1897 and encodes 484 amino acids. The record is from RefSeq and is a predicted model, not a curated record.